Molecule: messenger RNA, 396 nt
Organism: Penaeus monodon (black tiger shrimp)
Lineage: Eukaryota; Metazoa; Arthropoda; Malacostraca; Decapoda; Penaeidae
Exons: 2
Coding region: 1-396 (131 amino acids)
Source: RefSeq, a predicted model, not a curated record
AUGACCUGGGACGCGGCGCGCGCCUUCUGCGGCGGUUUUCGGGGCGACCUCGUCACGCGGGAAACGAAGCCAACCUGCUCGCUGACAUCGUUAAACUUCAUCUACAAGGAAGGAAAGGCUGACCGAUCGCAGCUACUGGAUCGGCGGGAGCGUCAGCGCGCGGGCGGGCGCGUUCGUGGGGCCCCGACGGCAGCCCUCGUCCGGAUGGGCACUCCCUGCGGGGCGUCCUCGGCGGCAGUCAGCAACCGGGGCAGACCCCAACGAAUUGCAUCGCUCUCAACAAAUACAAUUUCUUCUUCUUCGAUAAUUUCAUUGCGAAAAAGAAUCUCGGCGAUAUGCGAGUACAAAUUUUUCUGGACGGGGACUGAAGAUUCACCUUCACUUCGCCUUGAUUAG